Anthostomella pinea is the source of this 2745-nucleotide messenger RNA. NCBI's taxonomy places the organism in Eukaryota, Fungi, Ascomycota, Sordariomycetes, Xylariales, Xylariaceae. The record is from the annotation of a GenBank genome assembly.
AUGGGUUUCCUCACGUCGUAUUUCGCCCCGGGCCGCGCCAGUGACGGGGGCGACAAGGGGCACGACAAGACGACGCCCGAAGUUGUCAGCGACAUGAGCCUGAAUAAUCUCAGUCCCAAAGCUCCCGCACGGCCUCCUCCUCUUCUUUCUACACCCGACUCGGGCGCAGCAACACCAUUGAGCUUCUCAGCCGGGUCACGGCCGUCCUCGCUAUACCCCAACUCACUCUACCCCUCGGGCGAUUUUCGAAAUGCACGCCAAAGCUUGCUGGACGUCAAGGCCGAUGUCAUGGCCAACUGGCUUUACCAACAGCAGCUGGAAAGGCAGUAUGCCACCGGCAUAUUGCCCGGCGAGGGCGUGGUUGUGAAGAAGGGGAAAAACAGUUACACGUGUUGCCCGCCGCAGCUUCGAGAUGUGCCCUACAGCCUGUAUGAGAUGGCAAUGGAGCUAAACGUUCGGUGCGCCCUGACCGUCAACACGAGAGUAAUCAACGUUGUCCUCGCGUCGAGACGAACGACGCGCGACUACAUCCCCCUCGCGAAUGGUCUACGCUUGCAGGUCUUGCCGAGCAUGCGCGAACUGCCCACAUGUCAGAAGCACCACUUCGCCGCAUUCAUCCAGGACCUUCAGAUCAUGGUUGUCUGGGACGAUGAACCAAAGGCCGCCCUGGCGAGGGCCGACAUUAUAGAACAGAUGCUGAUGAAGACCAUCUGGGGGACCGGAGACGGUGACGAGGACGAUGAGGAGCAGGCCGAAAAGGGUGAGAAGAGCCAGGGCGUCGAGGUCGGCGUCUCACCCGUCGACCUGGAAGCCGCACUCCAAGCCGAAGAGAGAAGGGUGAAGCUGACUAGUCCCAUCACGGUGAGCCUCACUUUCGCGCUUGCCAUCUCGUGCUUGGGUCUGGGAUUCAGGGCGCUCGCCUACGAAGUCGCCACCGACCAACAGUACGCCCGCAUAGCACUGGCAGCAUUCAGUCCAAUCCAACUGUGGGUGGGCUUCUUCUUCUUCCAGACCAUCAUCUGCAAUCUGUUCGAAAUUUUGGGCCCCAUCUCCUGUGUCCGCAAGAACAGCAAGAACUACUCCGGGAAGGCUCCGAGGCGACUGCAGCGCGAGUACCACACGCUGCCCCAUGUGACCAUCCAGAUGCCUGUUUACAAGGAAGGUCUGAGAGCAGUCAUCAUCCCGACUGUCCAGUCGCUCAAGCAGUGUAUCUCGACCUACGAGAUGCAGGGCGGUUCGGCCAACAUCUUCGUCAACGAUGACGGUAUGCAACUGAUAUCCGAAGAGGAGGCCGAGACCCGUCGCGAAUACUACGACGAAAACAACAUCGGCUGGGUUUCUCGACCCGGACACAACCCGAAACCCGAGAAUGGGGAAGCCCCCUUUCUACGACGCGGCAAGUUCAAGAAGGCGUCCAACAUGAAUUAUGCCCUGAUGGUCAGCAAUCGGGUCGAGGAUAAGCUUGCCAAUGUCUCGAGGACACUCAACUGGACGCAGGCAGACGAGAAGGCUGCCUACCAGCAUUGUCUCGCCGAGGUCAUAGAAGAAGACGAGGGUCGCACCAAGGCCGAUGGCAACAUCCGCAUCGGUGAUUACAUCUUGCUCAUCGACUCGGACACCCGUGUGCCGGAAGAUUGCCUUUUGGAUGCCGUUAGUGAGAUGGAGCAGUCUCCUCAGGUGGCCAUCUUGCAAUACACGUCGGGCGUCAUGCAAGUCAGCGAGUCUUUCUUCGAAGCUGGCGUCACGUGGUUCACCAACCUCAUCUAUACCGCCAUCACCUUUGCCGUCUCCAUUGGUGACUCUUGCCCCUUUGUCGGCCACAACGCCAUCCUACGCUGGUCCGCUGUCCAGGAUGCCGCCUCCUAUCACGACGAGGAUGGGUAUGAGAAGUUUUGGUCCGAAUCUCACGUCUCGGAAGACUUCGACAUGUCCUUGCGACUCCAGUGUGCCGGGUACGAUCUUCGAUUCGCCUCAUACUCGGGUGCAGGGUUCAAGGAGGGUGUGUCGCUGACGGUCUAUGACGAGUUGGCGCGUUGGGAGAAAUACGCAUACGGUUGCAAUGAGCUGAUGUUCCAUCCCCUCCGGUAUUGGUUUACCCGAGGGCCCAUCACGCCUCUCUUUCGGAAAUUCCUCGGCUCGAGCAUCGACCUGCCCAAGAAGGUGACCAUCUGCAGCUACAUCGGCACGUACUAUGCCAUCGGUGCCUCCUGGAUUCUUACUCUCAUGAACUAUUUCCUGACGGGCUGGUACUACGGUCUGUACGACAAGUACUACCUCGACUCGUUCGCCAUCUUCAUCUCGGUCGUCGUCGUCUUUACGGGGUACGGCAACGUCGCCCUCACUAUCCUGCGCUAUCGUCUCAACGAACGAUCUCUCUUCUCUGCUUUCUGGGAGAACAUCAAGUGGAUCCCGCUCAUGUUCAUAUUCCUCGGUGGCAUCUCGCUCCACGUGUCCCAGGCACUCCUCUGCCACUUCUUCAGCAUUGAUAUGACAUGGGGCGCCACGGCCAAGGAGGUUGAAAACGUCAACUUCUUGGAGGAGCUCCCACGUCUCCUGCGCCGGUUCAAGGGCACCUUUGCCUUUACGGUGCUGAUGACCGGCCUCAUGGUCAGUGCUGUUUACGCGUUCCCGCACGACUGGACCAUCACGUACUUUGCCUCCAUCUUCCCGCUUGGCAUUAUCACGGCUUGCCACUUCUUGCUGCCGGUCGCGCUGAACCCGGCCCUGAUGGUGUUUGCCUGGUAA